ACCGUUUGCUCGCAUUCCGCCUCGCCGACAGCCAAGAUGCGGGCAGCUAUACCCUCUCCCUCCUCUGCUGCUGGUCUGCGCGCAGCUUCUCUUCGUAGCCGUGGCUUUGCAACUAGAUCGCUAGCUCUCCAAACAAACAAGACCAUCACCAACACCACCACUUCCUCUGCUGUCACAAGCUCCAGAUCCCAGGUCGCCGCUUCCCUGCUCUCCCGAUCCUCCCCACGCUUCGUCCCUGCCAUUGCCGACCAAUUCGCACUCCGACACCAGCGGCGCACCAUGGCUUCCUCUACAGGCUUCAACAAGAUCAAGGUCAAGAACCCCGUCGUGGAGCUGGACGGCGAUGAAAUGACCAGGAUCAUCUGGCAGGAAAUCAAGAACAAGUUCAUCCACCCGUACCUGGACAUCGACCUCAAGUACUACGACCUUGGUCUUGAAUACCGCGACCAGACUGAGGACAAGGUGACGCUGGACGCUGCCGAGGCCAUCAAGAAGUACUCGGUCGGUGUCAAAUGCGCCACCAUCACCCCCGAUGAGCAGCGUGUCGAAGAAUUCAAGCUCAAAAAGAUGUGGCUUUCACCCAAUGGCACCAUUCGCAACCACCUAGGAGGAACCGUUUUCCGCGCCCCCAUCGUUAUCCCUCGUGUCCCUCGUCUCGUGCCUGGCUGGAAGCAAGCCAUCAUCAUCGGACGUCAUGCUUUUGGCGACCAAUACCGUGCGAAGGACCGCGUCAUUGAUACCGAGGGCACACUUGAGAUGGUCUUCACCCCCAAGGGUGGAAAGCCCGAAACCGUCAAGGUCUACGACUUCCCUGCUGGCGGUGGUGUCGCUCAGACCCAAUACAACACGUCCGAAUCCAUCCAGGGCUUCGCACACGCCUCGUUCAAGCUUGCGCUUGACAAGAAGCUCCCGCUCUACAUGAGCACAAAGAACACUAUUCUUAAGGCAUAUGAUGGCCGGUUCAAGGACAUCUUCCAAGAAAUCUACGAUACCCAAUACAAGAAGGACUUCGAGGCCAAGGGCAUCUGGUACGAGCACCGAUUGAUCGAUGACAUGGUCGCCCAAAUGAUCAAGAGCGAGGGAGGCUUCAUCAUUGCUAUGAAGAACUACGAUGGAGACGUACAAUCCGAUAUUGUCGCCCAAGGAUUCGGUUCUCUCGGUCUCAUGACCUCUGUCCUCAUCACCCCCGAUGGCAAGACCUUCGAAUCCGAAGCCGCUCACGGAACCGUGACCCGCCAUUACCGUGAGCACCAGAAAGGCCGCGAAACCUCCACUAACCCCAUUGCCUCCAUCUUCGCCUGGACCCAGGGUUUGGCCAAGCGUGGAGAGCUCGACGGCACGCCCGAUCUCGUCGUCUUUGCUGAGCAGCUGGAAAAGGCUUGCGUCGACACUGUGGACAUUGACGGCGUCAUGACCAAGGAUCUCGCCCUCGCAUGCGGUAAGAAGGAUAGGAGUGCUUGGGUCACCACGAAUGAGUACCUGGAGGCAGUCGAGCGGAGGCUGAAGGCCAGCUUGAAGCAGAAGCUGUAAAAUGUUUUGCGCCAAAGCCAUCUAUGUAGACCCCUUGUAGAUAUGUCUGGUCUCUCUAGGAUAGCUGGAUCUUGCUUUUUUGCAUAUACGAAUAUUUGCGAUUCCCAUCAAAAAAAUCUCCCUGUUUCCCAGAUAUCAAUCAACUUGAUUUGUGAUGCGUGGACAAGAUCUGCCCCUCUUUUGAUUUAUGUACAUUCGUUAAGGAUUACCCUGAGUACACAUGCCUAUAUAUUGUCGUGUGUUUUUCAUCCAAGGAGCAGUACUUGACGUCUGCUUGUCUGUUUUGAAUGUGCAAAAACGGCAGCAGUGCUUUGCCUGCGUCAAUGUCUCACAAUACCAGUUUGCCGUAUCAAUUUGUGUGCAGCCGCAUGUGCUUGCUGAUUUGUUUUUUCGUCUUUUGCGCACUUGCAUGUCUCUCAUAUUCCGCCCCUCUAAUUCUAUUUGGUCGUGUGCCUGCUCGCCUCCGUGGAAUUGGAUGAAUGCUAAGACAGCUCGUGUCGAAGCGUCGCAAUCACUGAGCCACUACCCCAAU
Messenger RNA from Periconia digitata, 2062 nucleotides. NCBI's taxonomy places the organism in Eukaryota, Fungi, Ascomycota, Dothideomycetes, Pleosporales, Periconiaceae. The record is from the annotation of a GenBank genome assembly.